This is a messenger RNA of Meloidogyne enterolobii, 726 nucleotides long. The record is from the annotation of a GenBank genome assembly. NCBI's taxonomy places the organism in Eukaryota, Metazoa, Nematoda, Chromadorea, Rhabditida, Meloidogynidae.
AAAAUGUUCUGGAGUACAAUGGCGAUAGAGGAGCGGGAGAUCGAUGUCAAGUUAAACUCUGAAAAUCCAAAAUUGGAAUCUAUUCUCAAUGAUGUUCAUUGCCUUCAAGAAAUAAGAAAUUCAAACGGACAGCUAAUGGACUUUCUCAAGCAAGAAGAUAAUCUUCGAAAACUCAUUAUGGCGAUAAUCACUCCAGUUGAUGAGGAGGCCGAUGAACAGUCUUUAAAAAGCGAAUAUAGAGUUAUCUCUCAAUGCUGUGAAGCUUUGUGUGUCGGGGCUAGGGAAUUUUAUCCUGAAUUUGAAAAAUACCCUCAGCUUCUUGAAGAGCUUGCAGGCUUUUUGGACAAAAAUCAUGCACGCCUUAAUCCAUUGGUUGCCAGCUUUUAUAGCCGUGUGGUCGUUUGUUUUCUUUCUACUGAACCAGAGAAGUUUCUAGAUAUACUUGAGAAAAGUAAUUUUAUUGAGAGUUGUAUGAACGGUCUGAAGUUUUGCUCUCUUUUUGAACUUCUUUGUACUUUCAUGAAUUGUACACCCGAUCCGUCUAUCCGCGAUAGAAUUAAAAGGUGGUAUGUCGAUAAGGGGUUUCCUCAAAAGCUUUUAUGGCUUCUUUCUGCUGAACAACCAUCCUAUGUUCAUGAAAAUGGAGCUGCUUUAUGGGUAGAAUUUAUUAGAGCAUUACGCGAAGUCCAGUAUAACGUUGAACAGACUUUUGGUUUGAAUUUUUAA